Molecule: messenger RNA, 2851 nt
Organism: Drosophila navojoa
Lineage: Eukaryota; Metazoa; Arthropoda; Insecta; Diptera; Drosophilidae
Gene: shep
Product: RNA binding motif single stranded interacting protein alan shepard
Cellular component (GO): ribonucleoprotein complex
Molecular function (GO): RNA binding
Source: RefSeq, a predicted model, not a curated record
CGGUUUGUGUGUGUUGCGCUUUUUUCGCUCGCUCGCUGCGCAAGGUAUUUUGUCGUUGUAAAUUUUUGCAUAAAUAAAAAUUCAUUACGCACCCGCAACGAAAAAAAAAAAAAAACAAAACAAACAAUUUGUAACACCAACAGCAACAACAAUAACAACAAUCAACAAGCAGCAACAGCUCAGAGUCAAGUGCAAAGUGCGGUCGAGUCGAUUUCUCAGUUUCUGUGUGUGUGGGCGCGCGCGAGUGUCUUCUGUGUGGGUGUGUGUGAGCAAGCCUCAAUCUCGUAAUCGUAAUCAACUUAUAACGUGCAACAAGAGCAGCGCACAGCUGACAUUCAAUAUCGCAUUCGUCGCGCGUGAAUUUGAUUGAGGGAGCAGCAGCAGCAGCAACAUUUGCAAUGCAUCCACGCUAUAGCCCCGCGCCGCCGCCGCACCAUCAACAAAAGCAGCAACAACAGCAGCCGCAGCAGCAACAGCCAAUGGGCGGGCCCCACCACCAGCACCAGCACCAGCAGGUGGUAGGGGGCGGAAACGGACAUGGCGGCGGCGCACCUGUGCACAUGAGGGCGCCACCGAACUCACAGCAAUUGCCGCCGCAGAUGCCACGAUCACAGAAUUAUGCAAAUGGCUCGUCCAGUGCCGCUAGCGUCGCAGCCGCACCGCCAACGCCGCGCAGCGCUUUCCCCGGCGCACCGUUGACCGCCUCAGCCGUCGCACUCAAAGGCGCCAUACCACAGCGUCCACCGGCCAUGACCAGCCCAGCUGCUGCUGCUGCUGGCGCCGCUCUAGCAGCGGGCGCACCAUAUCGCGGUGCCACCAGCUGGACACCCCAGGGCUAUGCACCGGCUGCUGCCGCCGCCGCCGCUGCGGUCGCCCAGCAGGCCUAUCGCUAUACGGCCCCAUUGCCCCAGCCGGCAUAUGCGGCCUAUACGCCGCACACGGCCACCACACCGGCCACAACCACGUACGGCCAGCGUGUGCCAACUGCAGCCUCACCGAGCAACACGAACUCGAGCAGCUCAUCAAACACGGGCUCCCAGAGCGGCACACUGAGCACCAGUCUGAGCAACACGACAAACACAAACACCACAAUGGGUCCCAACGGCACGGCACAGAAUCAAAAUCAACAGGGCGGCGAGCAGUUGUCAAAGACAAACCUCUACAUACGCGGACUGCAGCAGGGCACAACCGAUAAGGAUCUGAUCAACAUGUGUGCACAAUACGGAACAAUAAUAUCAACCAAGGCUAUUUUAGAUAAAACAACAAACAAAUGUAAAGGUUACGGCUUCGUCGACUUCGAGCAGCCGGCCUACGCUGAGGGGGCCGUCAAGGGACUGCAGGCGAAGGGCGUGCAAGCUCAGAUGGCCAAACAACAGGAACAGGAUCCCACAAAUUUGUAUAUAGCAAAUUUGCCACCACACUUCAAAGAGACCGAUCUGGAGGCAAUGCUAGCGAAAUUUGGUCAAGUCGUUUCCACUAGAAUAUUGCGUGAUCAGCAGAUGAACUCAAAGGGUGUUGGCUUUGCACGCAUGGAGAGCCGCGAGAAGUGCGAACAAAUUAUACAGAUGUUCAACGGUAACACAAUACAGGGUGCCAAAGAUCCCCUAUUGGUGAAAUUCGCCGAUGGCGGUCCCAAAAAGAAGAAUCUCUUCAAGACGCCCGAUCCGAAUGCGCGCGCGUGGCGCGAUGUCUCCGCCGAGGGCAUACCCGUUGCCUAUGAUCCGACUAUGCAACAGAACGGCGUCAGCGUCAAUGUGGGCACACCGAUCGGUGUACCCUAUUCGCGCUUUGGGGCACCACAGGUGGGUGGCUAUCCGGUCGCUGGCUCGCAAUGGAUACCCGGCUAUAUGAUGACACAGCCGAUCACUCAGGUAGAUGAUCAGUAUUCCUCCUCUGCCCUGCAGUACAUGCAAAUGGCGGCCGCUCCCCAAUUGGGCGUCACCUCGUACAAACCGCAGGAGGUCAACCAGGUGCCCGCACGCGGCAUUUCGAUGAUGGUCAGUGGCGACACGGCUGUGCCAUAUGGAACAAUGAUGCCGCAGUUGGCCACCCUCCAGAUUGGAAACUCUUAUAUUAGUCCAACUUAUCCAUAUUAUGCACCACCACCAACUAUUUUACCAACAAUGCCAAUGACAGAUUCCGAACAGGCUAGCACAGCUGCAUCACCCGACGAGGCAUACACACAGUAUCCACAUCAAGCCGCUCCCAAAUAGGUCUUCGCGAGUAUAGUUACUAAGCAGCCUAAACACUGGUAAUACAUACUAGAUAUAAUAUUUUAGUACCCGAAUUGAGUACUAUGUCAUGGACGCAAUGGAGGGUUAGCGUUGGGAGCUUUAAGCGCUGGAAUAACAACAACAUCUACAACAUCAACAAGAACAACAGGAGAAGAGGAGUAAGAGAAUAACAGGAUGCCACGUCGGAAUCGAGGAAGCAGUUUGAUAACAGCCGAAAAUGCUGUUCCCUAAGAAAAACAAAACAUAAUGUUAAAAAAAAAACUAAAUAAAAGAUAGAGAAAGAUAAUUAAGGGAGUUAUGUAUAAAAGAUGAAUGUGAAGAGCAGUAAAUGCAGCAGCAGCAACAACAAAGGAAAGAAAAAUACAUACAUAGUUGAGUUAAGCAGGCGAGCGGAGAAGAGAGCGUAAAAAGUGAAGAAAAGCAAAGACUAAACUUAAAUAAUAGAAAUUAGUUAUACACUAAAUAGUAUGCUUAAACAACAGCAACAAGAAAACGGGCAAGUAGUAGUAGUAGAAAGGGGCCGCAAUUUUCAUUGGGGGAGAGAGAGAGAGAGCAGGAAGAAACUUACCAGAACGGGGGCAACAUUUUCUCGGAGAGAGAAAAUUAAAAAUAAAAUA